This is a messenger RNA of Durio zibethinus, 1568 nucleotides long. RefSeq lists its product as uncharacterized. Lineage: Eukaryota; Viridiplantae; Streptophyta; Magnoliopsida; Malvales; Malvaceae. The record is from RefSeq and is a predicted model, not a curated record.
UGAAACGACGCCGGUUCCUUGACACACCCGAAACUAACAGCAAGAAAGCAAAACUACUUAAACAGAAGAGAAGAUCACAAAAUCAAAAUCCAUCAGAUCCCAAAAAUGGAAGAUCUUUGGAAGCGAGCAAAAUCCUUCGCGGAGGAAGCGGCGAAAAAAUCGCAAACCCUGACAACGCCAAACAAAAUCGCCGAUCUAGUCGCCGAAACUGCCAAGAAGUCCAAGGAGCUUGCUCUAGAAGCCACCAAGAAAGCCGAUGAGCUCAAAACCGCCGCUCUCAAACAAGCUGAUCAAAUCCAAAUCCAAACCCUCUCCAAGUCCAUUUCCGAUAUCAUCCCUCCGCAACUCUCCUCCCUCUCCAUUACCUCCUCCGCCUCCACUUCCUCCGAUCCUCAACAAAUCUCCGAUUCGGAGCUCCGGAAGUUUGGUCUCACCGAUGAUUUGAGAGACUUUGUCAGAGGUUUUACUUCUAGUACUUUCCAGAACUUCCCUUUCCCUAUCCAAGAUGAACCGGAGCCGUCCGAUGCGACGACUACAUUGUCAAAUGUACGGAAUGAUCUGAGUGAAUGGCAAGAGAGGCAUGCCACGCUUGUUCUUACCACUGUUAAGGAAAUCAAGAAAUUAAGAUAUGAACUGUGUCCGCGAGUGAUGAAAGAAAGAAAAUUUUGGAGGAUAUAUUUCACUCUUGUUAGCACUCAUGUUGGCCCUUAUGAAAAGCAGUACACGGAAGAAAUUAAACAGAGAGUGGAGGAGGGGGCAAAAGAGGAUAAAUCGAAUCAAACACCUGUUGUUAAGACAGUGGAGUCAGAAACUAGUCUGAAAAGUAAAACUUCGAGUGCAUCUGCCGAGCAAGAUUUGGAUACAUUUUUGUUGGGAGAUUUUGAAGAUAGUGAUGGGGCUGGAGAUAAUGGUGAUGCUGAUGGUGAUGCUGAUGGGAGCUUCGGUGAUGAUUUUGAUAAGAUUGAAAAUUCUGAUGUUGAAGAUGAGAAGAAGACUACAUCAGGAUAUAAAGCUUAGAAUUGCUGUCAGAGGAAACACAUUGGAGUAAAAGUCUGAACACAUUGCUGCCAUGGGGAGGAAAGACUACAGAAGGGAUAGCAGAAGCAGUUGCUGGUUCACAAAAUAUGAUUUGGUGGGAUUCUGGUACUAUGGUAGUGUGGUGUAUGUUUGCAUUAUGCAAGAGAUAUGAUUUGAUAUUUGUUCAUUUAUUAAACGCUAUAAACAAUUGCAGAGGUUUUGAUACCUGUUUGCCAGGGGAAUGAGGGGAGGCUAGAACACCAUUAUUUGCCGUGUACAGAGAAGCUCAUUCUAUUAAUCAAAUUGCUCUUGUUAAAGCUUCUUAAUCUUGAAUUUUGUUCAUACCAUGUCUAAACUUCAGAAAAUUUCACUCUCUUUUGGUAGACACAUCAAACAAAUGCUGAAUUCAAAACUUUUUCUUUUUGGGGUGAGGAGAGGCCCUGAUUAAUUUGAGCAUUCUUCCAACUCAGGAAAGAUCUGUAGUUAGAACGAAUUUAUUAUUCACCGAAUUUAAUCAAACUUCAAGUUCAAGACCAACAUUUAAAAAAAAA